Molecule: messenger RNA, 5242 nt
Organism: Lemur catta (Ring-tailed lemur)
Lineage: Eukaryota; Metazoa; Chordata; Mammalia; Primates; Lemuridae
Gene: LPIN3
Product: lipin 3
Exons: 21
Coding region: 1130-3823 (897 amino acids)
Biological process (GO): fatty acid catabolic process; triglyceride biosynthetic process; cellular response to insulin stimulus
Cellular component (GO): nucleus
Molecular function (GO): transcription coactivator activity; phosphatidate phosphatase activity
Source: RefSeq, a predicted model, not a curated record
GGGCCCGCGGAGGCUGCACAGGGAUCGUGGAAGGGGUGGAGCCGGGAUCUCGCCACGGCCUAGAGGAGCCGGAAGCGCCAAUUGAGUGCGGGCCGAGGACGCUUACCUGUUGAGCCUGUUGCACACAGGUGGAGGCGGCGGCCCGAGUCCAGGAGGUCCAGUGGGCAGCUCCCCAGGGCCUGAGUCCAGCUCUAGCCAUCAGAUGGGAACGCAGGGGUGGAAGGGCCGGCCUGACUUCAUCCUUCUCCCCAGCCAGGCGGCUGCCUGGACACCCAGAACGUGGAAUCCAGAGAGAAGAAGCCAAAACCUCCCAGGGGGGCUAGCCCAGCUUUUCCCUAGGCUGCCUGAGUGACCUUGGGGAGGACACCCUAGUACCAAGUGUCCUCAGUUGCAAAACAUUGUCUGACCCUUGCCCUGCCUGCCCUGAGACUGGACAGGUCAGAUGCUGUGGCUGCUGGGGGGCUGGGGGUGGCGCUUUCCCUCCACCAGGACAGCAGGAGCGCUUACCCUCCCCGGCCGUCUGGUGCUUCGUGGAGAGCCCCACCCUUCCUCCACCCAGAUCUGGGAACCUACGAGGGCUGAGAGCUCAGACCCAGGGCAGCUUGUUCUGGCAUCCCUGGGUGGAGUUGUGGGCUAGUCUGGAGGAAGGCCUGUGGAUGUCCCCAGAGUGGGGUCUGAGGCUUGGCCAAGGCACCCCUUGAGGCCUGCCUGGAGCCCACCUGCUCAUUUUGCAAAUAGGAAGGCUACCAUUGUGCAGGGCCUUGAUUGUCAAGUUCAGAAGUCUAAACUCUGAACUGCAGGCAGGUGCAGUGCAUCGGAGCCUGAUCUGCAGUGUUCUCAGGACCAGCCUGGGUAAGUGGGGCCGUCAUGAUGCCAAAAAAUGUGCUACUGCUGAUAGGUGACAGGUAUGGGCACUUAUUGCAUUCUGGUGCUUCAUGCAAAUUAUCUCAUUGCUCACACCUGAUGUUAUCCCCAUUUCAGAGGCUGAAACUGAGGCUCAGAGCAAUAAAGUGACUCAUCCAGGAUCACAGCUAAUGUGGAGAUCGGCCCUCGGAGAAGCGAGGUGGCUGCCCAGGGGUCCCGAGGCAGGUCGGCGGGCGCGUCCGAGGCGUGACGCAAAGCAGCAGCCAUGAACUACGUGGGGCAGCUGGCGGAGACGGUGCUCGGGACGGUGAAGGGCCUGUACCGCGGCCUGAACCCGGCCACGCUGAGCGGCGGCAUCGACGUGCUGGUGGUGCGGCAGGCGGACGGCUCGUUCCGGUGCUCGCCCUUCCACGUGCGCUUCGGCAAGCUGGGCGUGCUGCGCUCUCGGGAGAAGGUGGUGGACAUCGAGAUCAAUGGGGAGCCUGUGGACUUGCACAUGAAGCUGGGGGACAGCGGGGAGGCCUUCUUUGUCCAGGAGCUGGAGAGCGAUGAGGAACGCGUGCCUCCCCGCCUAUGCACCUCCCCCAUCCCAUGGGGGGGCCUGUCGGGCUUCCCCUCGGACUCCCAGCAGGGCACAGCCAGCAAGCCUGAGGGCCCCGUCAUCGUGGGCACGGCCUCCACGGGGCGGAGGAAGAGGCGUCGGAGGAGGAAACCCAGGCGGAAGGAGGAUGCGGUGGCAACUGAUUCUAGUUCAGAGGAACUGGAGACAGGCCCUGAGAGCGAGCUGUCCCUGCUGGAGAAGCCAAGGCCAGAGUCCCCAGGUGUCCAGUUGGAAGGGGAGUCCUCACCACAGCCCAAAGACAUCUACCCCUACUCCGAUGGCGACUGCUCCCCCGAGGCCAGCCUCUCUGCAGGUGAGCUCACAUCCCCUAAGAGCGACUCGGAGCUGGAGCUGCGGGCCCCGGAGCCCAGUCCCCUGAAAGCGGAGUCCCACAUGCAGUGGGCCUGGGGGAGGCUGCCCAAGGUGGCCAAAGCUGAGCACCCCGAGUCCUCGAUGGUCCCUGAAGGCAGCGUGGGGGCAACCUCUCCUCGUCAGCGAGGACCCAGCACACCCUCCACCUCUGUGGCUGGCAUGGACCCUUCGGGCCCCCCAGGCCUGGUAACAGGGGCUGGCGCUGACCUGCUUCAGUCUGACACAGAGGAUCCUGCUCUGGUGGGUCCCCCUCUCCACACCCCGGAGAGCGAGGAAGCCAAGACUCAGAGCUGCAGGGAUGCAGACGGCCCUCCUGCCUCCAAGUCAUGGAGCUGGGCCACCCUGGAGGGCCCAGUUCCCAGCAGGCAGCCAGAGGGGGCCUCCGGGGGCCCAGGCUCCCUGAAGAGAAGCCAGCACCUGGGCCCCAGUGACAUCUACCUGGACGACUUGCCCUCCCUGGACUCUGAGAAUGCAGCACUUUACUUCCCCCAGAGGUGCCCGGGUUCUGGGUGCCAGAGCGUUUUGGGUCAGGGCCUCUGGGGCCAAGGGUCCACUAUCAAGGGCCUGGGAGGAGGCGGACCCACCUCCCACCCUCCUUGUGUUCAUGUCACUGUUGGCUCCUUUGUCCCCAGUGACUGUGGGCUGGGGGCCAGAAGGUGGAGUGAACCCAGCACCCAGAAGCCCCUGGGGGACCCCAACCCCAAACACGUGCCAGAACCCCCUCUGGACACAGUGGACACCAUAGCACUGUCCCUCUGUGGUGGACUGGCCGACAGCCGGGACAUCUCCCUGGAGAAGUUCAACCAGCACAUCGUCUCCUACCAGGACCUCACCAAAAACCCCAGUCUCCUGGAGGACCCGAACCUAGUGGUGAAAAUCAACGGGAAGCAUUAUAACUGGGCUGUGGCCGCUCCCAUGAUCCUCUCCCUGCAAGCCUUCCAGAAAAACUUGCCCAAGAGCACCGUGGACAAGCUGGAGAAGGAGAAGAUGCCCCGGAAGGGUGGGCGAUGGUGGUUUUCCUGGCGACGCAGGGACUUCCCGGCUGAGGAGCGUGGUGCUCAGAGGGAGAAAACCACCGCCAGGGAGCAGCAAGGGGAGAAGACCGAAGUCCUGAGCAGCGAUGACGACGGCCCAGACAGCCCUGUGAUCCUCGAGGCCCCCUCCCCGCCACCCUCAACGCCAGCCUACACUCCUGCCUACAAGAAGUCCCUCCGCCUCUCCUCUGAUCAGAUCCGGUGCCUGAACCUGCAAGAAGGUGCCAAUGAUGUGGUCUUCAGUGUGACCACCCAAUACCAGGGCACCUGCCGCUGCAAGGCCACCAUCUACCUGUGGAAAUGGGACGACAAGGUGGUCAUCUCUGACAUCGAUGGCACCAUCACCAAGUCAGAUGCUCUGGGCCACAUUCUGCCCCAGCUGGGGAAAGACUGGACACACCAGGGCAUCACCAGUCUCUACCACAAAAUCCACCUAAACGGGUACAAGUUCCUUUACUGCUCAGCCCGGGCCAUCGGCAUGGCCGACCUCACCAAGGGGUACCUGCAGUGGGUGAGCGAGGGGGGCUGUGGCCUCCCCAAGGGCCCCAUCCUGCUGUCUCCCACCAGCCUCUUCUCCGCCCUCCACAGAGAAGUGAUUGAGAAGAAGCCGGAGGUGUUCAAGAUUGCCUGCCUGAGUGACAUCCAGCAGCUGUUUCUGCCCCACAGACAGCCCUUCCACGCCGCCUUCGGGAACAGGCCUAAUGAUGUCUUUGCCUACCGGCAGGUGGGCCUACCCAACUCUCGCAUCUUCACGGUCAACCCCCGGGGAGAGCUCAUCCAGGAGCUCAUGAAGAACCACAAAUCCACGUACGAGCGGCUUGGGGAGGUGGUCGAGCUCCUCUUCCCUCCUGUGGCCCGAGGCCCAAGCGCAGACCUGGCCAACCCUGAAUACAGCAACUUCUGCUACUGGCGGGAGCCGCUGCCCACUGUGGACUUCGACACGCUGGCCUGAACCCGUCCUGGCUGCCCCCUCCUCCCUGGCCUGGCCCAGGACUGACGGGGUGUCCUGGGGCGCAGGGAGUUGGAAGCUGGGUGCAGGGGGACAGCCCACUGAAGGGGAGGAAGGGGCUGCAGGUUGAUGGGUAGCCACAGACCUUUCAUCCUCCCUGUCCUGUCUCCUAUCUCUGACAGCUGAGCUGCAGCUACUCCAGGGCCUCAGUGUGGCCUUGGCCUGGAGUGAUGACAUGUUUGUCAUCUGGGCCCUUUCAGGGUUUUCCAUGCUCUUGAUAGCUCUGUCCCUGUCAACCUGGGACCCUGCCUCAACUCCUGAUGGGACAGAGAGGACAGGGAGGCCUGACUGAGGCAUGAAGCCCGUAUGCACAGGGCAGUGUUGGUGGUGGCAGCGGGGGUAGCUGAGUAGCGUCUAGAGAGAACACAGUGCUCCCCUGCUCCUCUGCUGGGAGCCAGGCUGCACCCCACCCCCCACGAAGCCAGACAUCUCUGCGGGAGCAUCUGCUCGCUGGGGCCCUGGCAUCUCAGCACAUGAUACGCACGCACGGCUGGGUGCCCCCCGGCCCCUGCCAGCAUCAGGGAAGGGGGAUUCAGGGCCAAGUGAGGGCUGAAGGAAUGUGGCUCUGCUCAGCUUAGCCCUCAUCCCAGCACCUCCCCUGCGGCCUGGGCCCUAAACUCGGCCUCCUCCAGCCUCGGCUGGUCCACUCGGUGUUCACAGCUGCUGCCUGAGCUCUUGCCUGAGGAGCUGCGGGCAGUGGGCUCACGCCCCUGCGGCCCUCCCUCCCACUGCCUUUGGUGAAGAAGGUUCCUUUACACUGGCUGAAAGCUUUAAUCCACAGCCUGCCCUCCUCCAGCAGCACCACAUGGAGGGCAGAAUACCCAAUGUCCAGAAAGCAGAAGGCAGGGCUGUGGGCCCUACAGACCAGCACCGCAGGGCCCAUGCUGCCGUGGGGGAAACUGAGGCUGGGAGCCCCAGCAGUGUUGGGCAUCAGAGUCUCUGGGAGCUGCGCAGGCCUGAGGAACACUUGCGUUUUCAAGUUUUCCCUUGAUUUCAUACCUGAAUUUCUAACCUUUCGUGAACAUCCUGGCAGGGCUGGGGUUUUGCCAGAGUGUUAAAAGCAAGGUCUGAACCCCUUUCCCUCCAGCUAUGGGCUCCUUCUCAGGGUCUGGCCUCGUUCAGGCCCCGAUACACACUAGGGCCACCCUCUGGAGAGAGGCCCUGAUCUGGAAGGACGAAGGCUGUCCGGCACCAGAAGGCCCUGGAAACAUCACUGGGGAAGGAAAAGGAGAAAAUGGUGUGGAUUCUCCAAACAGAUGGCCUGAAUCCAAUUCCUUCCUCUGGGAUUCUACAGCUGCCUAAGCCCUCACCUUGGGCCGGGCGGGGCAGAGAAUCAAAAGGAAUAAAGAGAACUCUCAGUGA